AUGACUGCACUUACUGUUCAACAUGUGUGCACUGCCGUUUUCACACUGCUCACACCACCGUUCGCAAAAAUGGGAUACUGGGUCGUGGUCGUCGCUCGAUUCGCUGAGGGAUUAUUCGAGGGUGUAACGUAUCCGGCCAUGCAUGUGAUGUGGAGUCAUUGGGCACCGAUACUGGAGAAGACGAAGUUGGCAACGUUCGCUUUUUCUGGUUCCUAUUUUGGCACCGUCAUAUCAAUGCCAUUGUCGGCUGUGAUU
Messenger RNA from Cooperia oncophora, 255 nucleotides. Lineage: Eukaryota; Metazoa; Nematoda; Chromadorea; Rhabditida; Trichostrongylidae. The record is from the annotation of a GenBank genome assembly.